CUCACUUCUCUACAUCUUGGUGGCGCAGUUCCACAGUUGCAAUCUUUUGGCUUUAAAGCUACUAAUAACAUGCAUCGAGAAAAGGGUGGGAGUAUGUCAUUGAGUGCAGCUGGAAAUAUGGCACGCACAAGCACUACUGCUACCAAUGAAAAUGUCUUAGAGUGGGUUAAAAGAGACAAAAGAAGAAUGCUUCACGUUGUUUACCGGGUCGGAGACUUAGACAGAACAAUAAAGUUCUAUACUGAGUGCCUAGGGAUGAAACUUUUAAGGAAACGUGACAAUCCCGAGGAAAGAUAUACAAAUGCUUUUCUUGGAUAUGGACCAGAAGAUUCUCACUUUGUUAUUGAGCUCACUUACAAUUAUGGGGUUGACAAAUAUGAUAUUGGAUCUGGUUUUGGCCAUUUUGGGAUUGCUGUUGAGGAUGUUACAAAGACAGUGGAUCUCAUAAAGGCUAAAGGCGGAAAAGUAACCAGGGAGCCUGGUCCCGUCAAAGGUGGAAGCACAGUAAUUGCUUUUAUUGAGGACCCUGAUGGUUACAAAUUUGAACUUUUGGAGAGGGGCCCUACGCCCGAGCCCAUGUGUCAAGUAAUGCUUCGAGUUGGAGAUCUUGAUCAUGCCAUAAAUUUUUAUGAGAAGGCAUUUGGCAUGGAGCUUCUUCGCACACGUGACAAUCCUGAAUACAAGUAUACUAUCGCAAUGAUGGGCUAUGGCCCUGAAGAUAAGAACGCAGUAAUGGAGUUGACUUAUAAUUAUGGUGUUACUGAAUAUGACAAGGGGAAUGCUUAUGCACAGAUUGCAAUAGGCACGGAUGAUGUUUAUAAAACUGCAGAAGCAAUAAUUCUCUGUGGUGGAAAGGUUACCAGGGAACCAGGACCGCUACCCGGCAUCAAUACUAAGAUUGUAGCUUGUGUUGAUCCUGAUGGCUGGAAGACGGUUUUUGUUGAUAAUGUCGAUUUUACCAAGGAAUUGGAGUAAAGCCAUGAGGGACUCGGUCAUAACUCAAAUGUAGACCUUCGUGCCAUCACCAAUAAUUCUGCUUUAUGGGGAUCGACUAUAGGAAAUUGUAACAUCUAACAUUGUAGAUGCAUUAGUCGUUUUGUAAGCUAAAACUACAUUGCAGCUUAACUUUCUUAUACAUUAUACAGCAUAAGUUGAAAACUAGAACAUCAUUUCUUAAACUGUCCACACUGUAGUAUACCAGCAGUAAAUUGCUUAGUGAUUUUUUAAUCCCAUAUUCAAUUGUGAUGAUAAUGUUGAUUGAGAUAGGAAACUGCACAUUUCAAGUGGUGAAACGUUCUAAGCAUUAGCCUUGUAUAAAUGUUUGAUUGAGUAAUGCCAUUAUAAAUUCG
This is a messenger RNA of Cuscuta epithymum, 1349 nucleotides long. NCBI's taxonomy places the organism in Eukaryota, Viridiplantae, Streptophyta, Magnoliopsida, Solanales, Convolvulaceae. The record is from the annotation of a GenBank genome assembly.